This is a messenger RNA of Ananas comosus (pineapple), 1150 nucleotides long. Its product is annotated as auxin-induced protein 22D-like. The record is from RefSeq and is a predicted model, not a curated record. Gene Ontology annotation, cellular component: nucleus. Bases 144 to 755 code for a protein of 203 amino acids. The transcript is spliced from 3 exons. NCBI's taxonomy places the organism in Eukaryota, Viridiplantae, Streptophyta, Magnoliopsida, Poales, Bromeliaceae. Gene Ontology annotation, biological process: regulation of DNA-templated transcription. Gene Ontology annotation, molecular function: protein binding.
CCACUACCACCACAACCCUAUAACACUCACAAAUAAAAGCUCUACCUUUGAGUUUGUGUUUUGUUCUCAAUCAAUAGCUUUGCAAGCAACUUUGGCUUCAAAACUUGGUUGGAAAGAAGAAGGACAUCAAAGAGGAGAAGAAGAUGGAAGGCGGUAGGGCGGGUUUUGUCGACGACAUCGAUAACCUAAAGGCGACCGAGCUGAGGCUCGGAUUGCCGGGCACUGACGAUGACGACGACAACGACAAGAUGGAGAAAACGAAGUUGACGGUCGUCGCGAAGAGUAAUAAGCGCUCCCUCCCGGAGGCCGAUGAGGCCGAGUGUCAAGCUGAGGACAGGUCGGAGAUCGACACGAAAAGCACUGCACCAGCAUCUAAGGCACAAGUAGUUGGAUGGCCACCCAUAAGAUCUUACAGGAAGAACAGCUUCCAAGCCAUGAAGAGCAAUAGUAAAGAGGCAGAGGGGAAUGGGAUGUAUGUGAAAGUUAGCAUGGAUGGGGCUCCUUACUUGAGAAAGAUUGAUCUCAAGGUGUACAAGGGUUACAAAGAGCUUAGAGAGGCUUUAGAGGUCAUGUUCAAGUGCUUCUCUCAUGGGAUGGAUGGGUGCAACAACAAUGAGUUUGCUAUUGCCUAUGAGGACAAAGAUGGGGACUUGAUGUUGGCUGGUGAUGUACCAUGGGAGAUGUUCAUCAACUCUUGUAAGAGGCUGAGGAUAAUGAAAGGGCAUGAAGCAAGAGGCUUGGGAUCAAGCCCAUGAAAAGGAGCAGCUUCUCCUAUGUACAAAAAGAGAGAAAAGGAGAGAGGAUACAAAAAAAUUUUAAAAAAAGGGAUGGGUUCCAUGUGAUCAUGAGAAUUGGGUUCCUUUGUUUGCUUGGAUAAAUUAAUUCUCGAAGUUCAUAGAGUCACUGUGAGAAGAGACAAUACUGUUCUCUUAAAAGAACCAUCUCUGAUUUCUCCAAAAAAAAAAGAGAGGAGGAGCAAGAGAAAUUAAGGGGAAGUUGAUGCAACAAGCUAGAUGAUAAAUAUAUUUCCUUGGUGUUUAUGCUAUGUAUUUAGUCCAAGCUAUGUGAAAAUUGCACAGAAAGAGAGAAGGAGAACAUGUUUCCCAUGCAUGUAACUGUACAAAUGAUCUAUGAUCCCUUGUUUGUUUCA